Cygnus atratus (black swan) is the source of this 1421-nucleotide messenger RNA. RefSeq names its product glutamine amidotransferase class 1 domain containing 1 (gene GATD1). The transcript has 8 exons. NCBI's taxonomy places the organism in Eukaryota, Metazoa, Chordata, Aves, Anseriformes, Anatidae. The record is from RefSeq and is a predicted model, not a curated record. The coding region runs from base 35 to 727 and encodes 230 amino acids.
UCUUCUGCUCCCUGCGCAUGCGCGGCCGGGCCGCAUGAGGAGACGGCCACCGCCCCCGCCGCCCGGCUCCGCCAUGUCGGAGCGGCUCGGCAAGCCCACCUGCCUCAUCGUCGCCAGCGCUGCCGCUGCCGGUGUGUCAGCCCAGUCCUUCCUUCACUGCUUUACGCUGACCAGCUCUGCUUUUAAUCUGCAAGUCGCCACUCCUGGGGGGAAGUCAAUUGAUUUUGUGGAUGUGAAUGAGAGCAACAUGCGCUGGAUACAGGACUUCCGUAUGAAGUCGUAUGCAAACCCUGCCAAGCUGGAGUCAAUUGAUGGUGCUAGAUACCAUGCAUUGCUGAUUCCAAACUGUCCGGGGGCUGUGACUGACCUUGCAAACAGCGGGUACCUGGCUAAGAUACUGCAGCAUUUCAGCACUGAGGAUAAGCCUAUCUGUGCGGUUGGACACGGUGUUGCAGCAUUAUGUUGUGCCACCAAUGAGGAUAAAUCCUGGGUUUUUCAGGGAUACAGUCUAACAGGGCCCUCUGUGUAUGAACUAAUAAGGCAGCCUAAUUUUGCCAGUUUAUCCAUUAUUGUGGAAGACUUUGUGAAAGAUUCUGGAGCUACAUUUAGCGCCAGCAAGCCAGAUGCUGUACAUGUUGUGCUGGACAGGCACCUUGUGACAGGACAGAAUGAGAAUUCCACUCUUCCAGCGGUCCAGAAUCUUCUUAUGCUUUGCAAUGUCAGGUGAAAGGGUGUUAGAAGCCCCUUCCUGGCUGUGGACUAACAAGUCAUGUCAUGUUUGGAUGUUUCAUUCAGCAAGAAAUGAAAGAGCAGGUCUCUUUUCACACAGAAUGGAUGAAGAGCCAGCAGGCUAAAGGAUUUUCUUGCCUGUUAACUGGAUAAAACAUGUCUUUAAAUUUCUAUCCUGGACUAUAAAGCCACUGACAUUGAAGUGGCAAUGUCAGGUUUUGCACACACUGAAUGGAUGAAGGUUGUGAAUAAGAAAACUUGGAAGUGCAUCACACUUCAGAAGCAAUUAUGAAACCAUCUUGCAUUUGUGUUACUACAUCUUUUUAUUGCUUCUCUCUAGACCCUUAACUUAAAGUUGUGGGAAACUAUCUUUUAAAAAAAAAAGAUCCGUGGCCAUGAGUAUGAUUUGGUGAAGCUGAAGACCCUUCUCGAGGCUGGCAUUAUACUGAUCAUUAGUAAUUCUACUCCAAAGAGCACUUGAACAUUAGGGAAUCAUCUGGCAUUUGUGGUUCAAAUAUAAAAGUCUACAUCUAGUGCUUCAGUGAAAUGCAAUUUCAUGUGUUCUUACCUUUCUGUUGCUAGGUCACAGUUACUGUCCGAACUUUAAAUAUCUGUGAUGUUCAUGUAUCCUUAGAAUGGAAUGCAAAAUGUAUAGCUAAACUGAAUAAAGCAGAGUCAUUUGUUUGAAGACA